CCAUAACUGCCAACGGUAAACAUCAGCCAAAGAAAGCCGUGCAGUAAAGGAGUAUACAGACUCCAGACUGGAGUUUCAAAGUCCAGUUUGCGUUUCCGAGCAGCUAAAGCAGUGCUAAAUCCUGUAGUAGUUGAUUUAAAGAAUCCAUGGCUCAAUAUUCUCGUGUUUCCGGCACCGUGGGCUUGAUCACGCUCAAGAAUCCUCCUGUCAACGCGCUCAGUGCUGUGACGAGGCAUGGCAUCGUUGACUCGGUCAAGAAAGCACUCAGUGACCCGGCAGUGAAGUCUGUCGUCAUCUGUGGCCAGAAUGGGAUGUUCUGCGGGGGGGCGGACAUCAGGGAGUUUGGGACCGACAUGAAAGGGCCUCAUCUGAUACCAAUGAUCCACAGCCUUGAGGCUUCAAAUAAGCCGGUGGUGGCCGCCAUAGAGGGGGGCGCUUUCGGCGGAGGCCUGGAGCUCGCGCUUGGCUGUCAUUAUCGCAUCGCACACUCCAAAGCCAAAGUCGGCCUUCCAGAGGUGACUCUGGGUUUGCUGCCAGCUGCAGCAGGAAGCCAACGUCUGCCAAGGCUCAUCGGUGUCCCGGCUGCCUUAAACCUCAUCACCACAGGCCGCCAUAUCACUGCUGCUGAAGCUCUGCAACUUGGAAUCGUGGAUCAAGUGGUCGAUCACAAUGCUGUGGACGCAGCUGUGAAGUUUGCCCAGAGUGUUGCAGGUCAGCCUCUGGAUUCUCGUCGUAUAAGCAAUUUGCAGUGCGCCCCCGUACCGGAUGUGAACGCUCUCUUUGAAGAUGUGAUGCUGAGAGUGAGGAAGACAGCUCGUGGAGCCAUGGCACCCAUUGCAUGUGUGCAGGCAGUUCGAGCUGCUGCCACCCUGCCAUACGCUCGGGGCCUGGAGCGUGAGAAAGAGCUGAUGGCCACGCUCUUCACCUCGGGCCAGGCCCGCGCUCUGCAGUACUGCUUCUUCGCUCAGAGAGUGGUCGGCAGGUGGAGCAUGCCCAGUGGAGCCCGCUGGGAUACGAGCAAGGGCAGGCCUGUACAUAAAGCAGCUGUCAUCGGUCUUGGCACCAUGGGAAGAGGCAUAACAGUGGCCCUGGCACAGACUGGCUUGUCUGUAGUCGCUGUAGAGACCCAGGAGAAGCAGUUUGUGGAAGCAAAGCAGGCAGUAUCGGGCAUGUUGGAGCGAGGGGCAAAGAGAAGAGGGGAAGUUCCUGCACACGAUAAGAUCACAUACAGCCGGAACCUCCAGGCCAUCGCAGAUGUCGACUUGGUCAUUGAGGCUGUGUUUGAGGACAUGGCCUUGAAAAAGAAAGUCUUCCAGCAGCUGUCUGCUAUUUGCAAACCAGGCACUCUCCUCUGUACCAACACUUCUGCUCUCGAUGUGGAUGAGCUGGCAUCCCAAACUCACCAACCUGAGCUGGUAGUUGGAAUGCACUUCUUUGCGCCGGCUCAUGUCAUGAAGCUCCUGGAGGUGGUCUACGGCCCACGGUCCUCUCCUGAAGCUGUCGCUGUCGCCAUGCAGCUUGGGAAGAAAAUGGGCAAAGUCAGUGUGGCAGUAGGAAACUGCAGGGGUUUUGUGGGAAACCGCAUGCUUAAGCUGUACCGUGACCAAGCAUACUUCCUGUUGGAGGAAGGAGCCACGCCUGAGCUGAUAGAUCAAGCAUUAGAAGAGUUCGGAUUUGCAAUGGGUGCGUUCAAGGUGUCCGACCUCUCAGGGCUCGACGUGGGCUGGAAAGUGAGGAAGGAAGAAGGGUUGGUGCUCCCCGGUGGGGGGUCAGGGAAAUCAGCCAGAAUCCGACAAGGUGUCAGGUACAGCCCCCUGGGAGACCUCAUGUGUGAGCAGGGAAGGUUUGGCCAAAAAGCCGGUCGAGGAUGGUACCAGUACGACAAACCUGGCAGUCGAGAUGCCAAACCUGACCCCUGGGUGCACCGCUUCCUGGAGGAGUACCGAGCCCGCCAUGGCCUGGUGACGCGCCGCAUUAGCAACCAGGAAGUUUUGGAGCGCUGCCUUUACGCCAUGAUCAACGAGGGCUUCCGCAUUCUGGAGGACGGCAUUGCAGCAGGACCGGAAGACAUCGAUGUCAUCUAUGUGUUCGGUUACGGCUGGCCAAGGCACCGGGGAGGACCCAUGUUCUACGCCAACAUGGUGGGGCUGCAGAUAGUCCUGGAGAGGCUGGAGCACUACGCACAGGCCAACCCCGACGUGCCCUCCCUGCAGCCCUGUGGCCUGCUCAGGAGGCUGGUGGCUAAUGGCAGCCCGCCCAUCAACAAGUGGAGAGAAGUCAUCAAGAACGUUCGAAGCCAGCUUUAAAUUCUCAGCUUUAACUGCUUAAUUCCUUUACUACAAUCAUUAACCAAAUAAAUACUCAGUGAUCUGCACUUUAA
Cheilinus undulatus (humphead wrasse) is the source of this 2380-nucleotide messenger RNA. It is a transcript of the gene ehhadh, whose product is annotated as enoyl-CoA, hydratase/3-hydroxyacyl CoA dehydrogenase. Gene Ontology annotation, biological process: fatty acid beta-oxidation. Gene Ontology annotation, cellular component: peroxisome. Gene Ontology annotation, molecular function: (3S)-3-hydroxyacyl-CoA dehydrogenase (NAD+) activity; NAD+ binding. NCBI's taxonomy places the organism in Eukaryota, Metazoa, Chordata, Actinopteri, Labriformes, Labridae. The transcript is spliced from 7 exons. The record is from RefSeq and is a predicted model, not a curated record. The coding region runs from base 147 to 2306 and encodes 719 amino acids.